Molecule: messenger RNA, 2535 nt
Organism: Octopus bimaculoides (California two-spot octopus)
Lineage: Eukaryota; Metazoa; Mollusca; Cephalopoda; Octopoda; Octopodidae
Product: U11/U12 small nuclear ribonucleoprotein 48 kDa protein
Cellular component (GO): nucleoplasm; U12-type spliceosomal complex; cytosol
Source: RefSeq, a predicted model, not a curated record
UGCGCAGGAAUAUACUUAUGGACUUAUUGUGCACAGUGCUUAAUAUUCUUUUCUACUCAAGGCACAAGGCCCGGAAUUUGGGGGGGGGGCAGUCGAUUAGAUCGACCCAGUACGCAACUGGUACUUAAAUUAAUCGACCCCGAAAGGAUGAAAGGCAAAGUCGACCUCGGUGGAAUUUGAACUCAGAACGUAAAAACAGACGAAAUGCAAGACCAAUGUGGAUCGAACUUACAUCUAUUUUCUUCAUACCUCAGUAAAUAUUCAAAAUACUGCAUUAAGAAAAACUAAACAUAUCCCAGAUUGUCUGUCAUUAAAACAUGACAUCCUAGCUAAUUGUCUUUAGCAUGGCUUCAGGCAAACCCAAUUCCUGUGAGUGAAACUGGGUGGGUGGAAACUAUAUAGAAGCCUCUCAGAAGGACUGGAUCUGUAAUUCAAAAGACAAUUCCAUCACACUGAUUCUACCUGAGAAUCAUGUUAAUAGUAAUUUAAUUAGUCAGUCAAAUGAAUUACCAACUUAUUAAAUUAGUUAGCUUGGAAAGUGGCCGAGAAUUCCACUUCAGACUAUAAUUGAAUUCAAUGAGUGAGCCAUUCAUGUAACUGAACAACCUUCUUUCUGAAAUAAAUUUCACACCCCAGAUUUAAAAACAAAAAAAAAACAAUCUGGCUGUAGUAUAUUCAGUAUUUUGGUUUUUUAAGAAAAUGGAUUAUGUCGUAACAAAUGUUCAGAGUUCUUUACCUCUAAUCUUUGUUUUAUAUGAAAUAUACAACUUAUUCGGUCUUAUUUUUUCUUUAACUCUUUACUUCAACACACUUCAUCCAUACACACCUGCAUGUAAAUUUAUACACAGAGAAGAAAAACAUAUACAUUGUUGCGUAGCAUAAAAAUGCGCUUUAAAAAAAAAUUUUCGAAAUUUUGUACAUUAACUUUAUCUCUAUGCACAGAAUUUAGUCCAUGAACGAGCAGACAAUUUCUCUGUUCUAAUAUUUUUUUUUUUUUUCUAUAUCGCAAAACACAUAAACAUUGAUUCUCUUCUUUCACUAAACACUAAUUAUCUUCUGUGUUUUUUUUUUUACUUGACUAAAAUCUGUAGAAGGAACAAUUAUGUAUGUUCACCGGUAAGAGCAAUAACUCUCGCGUUAAUUACAUUAAAAUUGCAAACCGAACUCGAAAUGGUUACAACUGUAAACGAAGAUCUGUUAAAGCAACGUAAAACUUAUAUAACUGACUUAGAUGAAUAUUUAAAGGGAUGUGAAGAUGAUUUGGGUAAACUUUUUGAAAGGGUGCAAUGGACGCCUCAGCAUUUUUUUGAACAAGACUCAGAGAAAGUUCCGUGUUCAUACAAUGUUAACCACAGACUGCCGAGAAAUUCACUGGAGAAACAUGAACACUGCUGUAAGUGGUUACAACUUGGAUAUAAAUCUGAAGAACUUGCUAAUGUUCCUGAAUCAUCAAGUUUCUUUUACGAGAAAACUAAUAUUAUGACAAUCAAACUAGAAAAGAGUAACAUACAAUCAAUACUGAAGGAGUUUCAUCGAAAUAAUGGCACGAUGUCAGUAAAUUACGAAAGGGAAGUACCACAGACACUUGAAAUUCAACAGAGAGAUUACAGCGUAGAUGAGAGACGGGCAAUGUAUGACUAUGUCGUUCGAGUCGCUAAAGAAUUUCAGCGCAUGCAGUCCUUACCAGAAGAUACUCUUCUUACUACAGACUUCGAAACUCUUAUCAAGAAGGCUGCCAAAGGUAAAGAGCUUAAUGAACCUUCCUCCGAAACAGAGAAAUGGGCUGCGAUGCGCGACUAUAAACGCCGAAGGCAAUCGUACCGAGCUAAAAAUGUCCACAUUACGAAAAAAACUUAUACAGAGAUCAUACGAGAAGUUAUUCAUAAUCAGGUAGAAUUGCUACAGACGUUGUUGAAAGAUUCGUCUGAAGUCGAAUCUACUGAAGUUCAGUCAUCGAAAAGAAACGAUAGACAUUCUCAUUCCAGUAGUAGGCGGGAAGACGAUCGUGAAAGGUCAAGAAAAUCUAAAUCGGACAACAAAAAAAGUAGUCACGAAAAACAUGAAGCAAGGCAUAGAGAUGGUGAAAAGAGUUCAAGAGGAAGUUCUGAAUAUAAACACAGGGAUAAAAAUACAUCUGAUAUAAGAAAAGAAUCAAGGAAAAGUGAUAAAAAUGACUCUGAAAUCAGCUCUGCACCAAAGAAUGUAUCUUUGACAGAAAGUAAGUCUUCAAUAAAAGAUAUGCAAGAAGUGAGAGAAGACACGAGUCGUGGUUGCGAACAAACUAGAGAAACUACCGUAAUCAGUGAUCAUGUGUUACCCGAAAGUAGAUAUAGCUUAAAAAGACCACUCAGUGCAGAUGAUGAUACAGAGGACACAGAAGAUGCUGGCCUUAAGCACAAACAGAAACACAAAAAAUCAAAAAAACACAAGAAGCAUAAACAUAGAUCUGAAAAGCAUGAUAAAUAAUUUGUGUUCUUGUUUACAAAAUAUUUGUGUUAUUUUCUGAUUAAACAACUGGAAAUUUUACCUUUCUUA